AUGCCUAAUGUUAUAAUCGAAGAUUUAAUUUCAUUGUUUUUGAGACAAAAAAUCGAUAAAAAUACACUUAUUAAAAUUUUAGAGAUUUAUAAAAUAUCACACAAGGAAUUUAAUAAAGAAGUUAUAGAGAAAAUUCGUGAAAGUACUAAUAGACCCAUAUUAAAGAUUAGUACAUUUUUAGAUGAUUCUUAUCUUAAGAAAUUAAAAAAUAUGGAAUUUCCGAAAUCUACAACUCUUUGUCAUAAAAGAUACGAUUUUGAUGAGUUAUACAAAUCUAACAAAUUUAUUACAUAUAAGAGUAUUUCUAGAAUGCUUUCAGUUGAUGAAAUAGCAUCGAAAGUUGAUCAAUAUUAUAAAAUAAUGAAUAUUAACUGUCGACCGGAUAAAGAUACAAUUGAAUACUUUCAUAAAUCAAUAGAGGCAUACAUAAAAAAAUUAAUAGAGAAAUGUGAUAAAUUAGAUACUAAAACUAUAAAAAAGAUGUUAGGUAAAGAUAAACAUAUAUUGAAUAUUUAUGAUAUCUAA
Messenger RNA from Vairimorpha ceranae, 525 nucleotides. RefSeq lists its product as hypothetical. The record is from RefSeq and is a predicted model, not a curated record. The coding region runs from base 1 to 525 and encodes 174 amino acids. NCBI's taxonomy places the organism in Eukaryota, Fungi, Microsporidia, Nosematidae. The transcript has a single exon.